CACGGCGGCAGAGGGCGCAGGCGGCUAGGCUCGCCCGGCCCGGUCGACUGUUGGGCUGUUCCGCUCGGACCCCGGCCCUGGCUUUGGCCCAGCGAUGGGAGCUGCUCCCCGGAGGCUGAGCUGGUCAGCAUCCUCAACUGGCGCUCACCCCUGAAGUCCGAGAAGUGCCCCUGCCCACCCACACCCUUCUUGCCCAGGUUUGGGGUCGCCUCCAUCUAUCGGGUCCUCAGCCCUAUUGGCCACCCAGUCCAGUUCAAAGGAACAGAACGAUGAUACUGGCUUCCGUGCUGGGGAGCGGACCCCGGAGUGGGCCACCCCUCCGGCCUCUCUUGGGGCCCGCACUCUCGCUCCGGGCCCGCUCCACAUCAGCCACUGAUACCCACCACGUGGAGAUGGCACGGGAGCGCUCUAAGACCGUCACCUCCUUUUACAACCAGUCAGCCAUCGACGUGGCAGCGGAGAAGCCCUCGGUCCGUCUCACUCCAACCAUGAUGCUCUAUUCAGGCCGCUCUCAGGAUGGCAGUCACCUUCUGAAAAGUGCCCGCUACUUGCAGCAGGAGUUACCAGUGAGGAUCGCUCACCGCAUCAAGGGCUUCCGCAGCCUUCCUUUCAUCAUUGGCUGCAACCCCACCAUACUGCACGUGAGCAUCCUUGUGAAUUCCCACACCUCUUCCUUGCAGCACGAGCUGUACAUCCGUGCCUUCCAGAAGCUGACAGACUUCCCUCCGAUCAAGGACCAGGCGGAUGAGGCCCGAUACUGCCAACUGGUGCGACAGCUGUUGGAUGACCACAAGGAUGUGGUGACCCUCUUAGCGGAAGGCCUGCGUGAGAGCCGGAAGCACAUAGAGGAUGAGAAGCUCGUCCGCUACUUCUUAGACAAGACGUUGACUUCAAGGCUUGGGAUCCGUAUGCUGGCCACCCACCAUCUGGCGCUACACGAGGACAAGCCCGACUUUGUUGGCAUCAUCUGCACUCGCCUGUCACCGAAGAAGAUUAUUGAAAAGUGGGUGGACUUUGCCAGACGCCUGUGUGAGCACAAGUAUGGCAAUGCACCCCGAGUCCGUAUCAACGGACACGUGGCUGCCCGUUUCCCCUUCAUCCCAAUGCCACUGGACUACAUCCUACCUGAGCUGCUCAAGAACGCCAUGAGAGCCACAAUGGAAAGUCACCUUGACACUCCCUACAAUGUCCCAGAUGUCGUCAUCACCAUCGCCAACAAUGAUAUCGAUCUCGUCAUCAGGAUUUCAGACCGGGGCGGGGGAAUUGCUCACAAAGACCUGGAUCGGGUGAUGGACUACCACUUCACUACAGCUGAGGCCAGCACCCAGGACCCGAGGAUCAGCCCCCUCUUCGGCCACCUGGACACGCAAAGUGGUGGCCAGUCUGGACCCAUGCACGGCUUUGGCUUCGGGCUGCCCACUUCACGGGCCUACGCAGAGUACCUCGGUGGUUCCCUUCGGCUGCAGUCACUGCAGGGCAUUGGCACAGAUGUCUACCUGCGGCUCCGUCACAUCGAUGGCCGGGAAGAAAGCUUCCGCAUCUGACCUCGCAGCCCUAGGCCAGUUGGCCUGCCCAGGCUGGGCUACACUCCCUGCCAGGACCUCCCGGACCUUGCAGGGUACCACCCUGCUCCACACUGCUGCAUCUCGGGUCUUAGGGCCCCAAACAGGUGGACUUACAUGGAGCCAGGCACCGGCCCUCUUUCAUAGGGUCCACUGCUUCCCUGCCUCCAGGCCUUAGAGGGGAGGAAGUGGGGACCCUUGAGGUCUCCCGCACCAGCUCCGUCAUUCUCGUUCCUGGGGAACCCCACUUUGACCUGCUGUUUGUUAUUAAAGUUCACAUUUUGAAUGCCCUCUCAGGCCCCGUGUGUGGGGAGGGCAGAUGAA
Messenger RNA from Capra hircus (goat), 1886 nucleotides. It is a transcript of the gene BCKDK, whose product is annotated as branched chain ketoacid dehydrogenase kinase. NCBI's taxonomy places the organism in Eukaryota, Metazoa, Chordata, Mammalia, Artiodactyla, Bovidae. Bases 270 to 1544 code for a protein of 424 amino acids. Gene Ontology annotation, cellular component: mitochondrion. Gene Ontology annotation, biological process: protein phosphorylation; regulation of glucose metabolic process. Gene Ontology annotation, molecular function: pyruvate dehydrogenase (acetyl-transferring) kinase activity. The record is from RefSeq and is a predicted model, not a curated record. The transcript has 12 exons.